This is a messenger RNA of Camponotus floridanus (Florida carpenter ant), 1869 nucleotides long. RefSeq names its product protein I'm not dead yet-like. Gene Ontology annotation, cellular component: membrane. The record is from RefSeq and is a predicted model, not a curated record. Lineage: Eukaryota; Metazoa; Arthropoda; Insecta; Hymenoptera; Formicidae. The transcript has 10 exons. Gene Ontology annotation, molecular function: succinate transmembrane transporter activity; citrate transmembrane transporter activity. The coding region runs from base 1 to 1869 and encodes 622 amino acids. Gene Ontology annotation, biological process: citrate transport; monoatomic anion transmembrane transport.
AUGACAGUUUUCCGGGAAUUGUCCGGCAUCGAGAAUCUAGAAGAUUCCGAAGGUCUGGAUGAUCUAGAGGAUCUGAAAGAUCUUGAGGGUCUAGGAGGUCUCGAGGAUCUGAACGAUCUCGAUGAUCUCGAGCAUGGUUGGCUGCGUUCAGCAGAAAAAACUGCUUUGCAAUUGUUGUUAAAUUUACUUGUAGCUGCUUUACUGCAAUUAACCUAUACGAAACGAACCAGUCUCUUCCUUCAGUUAUACUGGCGAGUCAUUUUCGCUGUCUGUUGGGCCCUAUUUUGGUUACCUUUCAUCAUAAUAUAUGAUUAUUCGGAAGUCAAAUGCGCUUACAUCAUAUUACUAGUAGCCGGCUACUGGGUGACGGAGUGUCUGCCGAUAGGAAUCACAUCGUUAGUCCCGGUGGUGCUGUUUCCCUUGUUCGGCAUUCUCAGCAGUCAAGAAACAUGCAUCUGUUAUAUGAACGACACUAUUAUGGUUUUCAUCGGCGGCCUUAUACUCGCCAUCGCCACCGAACACUGUAAUCUGCAUCUGCGAAUCGCUCUAAUUGUGAUGAAGACAUUCGGUUGCAGCCACGCGAAAUUGCUUGGCGGUCUUUGUACCGUAACCACUUUCGUAUCCAUGUGGAUUGCGAACGCGGCAGCUACCGCCAUGAUAGUGCCCAUCGUCUUUGCUGUUCUGCGCGAAUUGGAAAGGGUCGGGCUCGGAAAAGUGUUUGAUAUAAAGGAGGAUCCACAAGAUCCGGAAGCUGAACCAGAUAUGAAGCCGACGAAAGUGACGAAAGCUUAUUUGUUCGCGGCAGCAUACGCUUCGUCUUUUGGAGGUACCGGGACACUCGUCGGUACUCCGACAAAUCUUGCUUUUAAAGGUAUCUACGAAUACAACUUUCCUGAUGCUGACCCCAUUACUUUUGGUACCUGGAUGGCUGCCUCAAUCCCGCAAAUGGCCGUGAACUCAUUUCUACUGUGGCUGUAUUUACGAAUUACUUUUCUGGGGUAUCUGAGACCGCGCAGUAAGGACGCCGAAAUGGCGAGAAUCGGCGCGGAAGGCGAAGCGAUCGCAAAUCAAGUAAUAAAUCAAAAUCUUAAGAAUUUAGGACCCAUGACGUUUCACGAGAUCUCUGUCGCAACACUCUUCAUAGGAUGUAUAUUUUUGUGGGUCUUUAGAGCUCCUGGAUUUGUUCGUGGAUGGUCAGAAGUUCUAACGGAUGUGCAUUUGGCAGACUCGAUGCCCGCGAUCUUCGUAUGCCUGCUAAUGUUCUUCAUCCCGAAAGACCCCACCUUUGUGCGUUUUUGGAGCAAGGACCCUUUCAGACGGCCGACAAGAUCGUCCGAAGGCCUAAUUACAUGGCAAGUCAUCCAUAAAAAAAUGCCAUGGAGAUUAGUGUUCCUGUUAGGCAGCGGCUUUGCUGUUUCAAAAGGUAGCAGCGUCUCCGGACUCGCCAUGAAGGUAGGGCUGGCUCUAGUACCUCUGAAGGAAUUACCUCCCGCGCUAAUGCUGGCUGUAAUUCUUUUUUUUGUCGGCACCAUGACAGAGUUUACUUCGAAUGUUGGUACAGCCAAUAUACUUCUGCCCGUCGUCGCUCACAUGUGCGUGGCAAUGAGGAUACAUCCAUUAUAUCUGAUGAUGCCGGUGACUCUCAUGUGUUCGUAUGCGUUCAGAAUGCCAGUCGCCACACCACCGAAUGCAAUCAUAACCGUCGCAGGCCACCUGCAAACUCGAAUGCUAAUAGCGGCCGGAUGCUUCCCCGCAAUGUACAGUUUGAUAGUGCAAAUUAUCCUGUUCCCCACUUGGGGAGCAUUCAUCUACGGUAUCGGGGAAUUUCCGGAUUGGGCAGACCAGCAUAAUAUCGGCCGAAAGCCAUAA